AUGUCACCAACUUUGUUAGCCUUUCCCAAGUCUACCGAUAAAAAACCAGUUCAAAUCGACCUCACCUACCAACAUCCAGAUCCAGAGGUUCAAGAGGAAUAUGAAGAUUCGAGCUCCGAAUCAGAGCCAAAUUUCAAGAAAUCAGAGACCCGUUUGGAAAAACGUAACAAUACUUCGAACAGGAACUCUUCAAUCGGAUUGAGUGGGUCUAACACCCAAUCAAAGUGGGCACUUGGAGGUCUUGCAUGUACGAUGCCAUCACAUGGAGCUGUAGGGUUGAAAACCCAGUUGGGAUUUCUCGGUCAAGGGACUCUUUCAUCUGUUCACAUCAAUAAAGAUGGCUGGAUUUACGGUCAACGCUUAAUCUUCCACACCAACAAUAUCCCAAAUCAAUCCCUGUUCAGAAAAGUCUCCUUUGUCCGUGCUGACACUCAGCCAAUAACCUUACGGGUCAAUCAGGAUCAAGUCAUUGGUCAGGGAAGCAUGCGGAUCACUUAUAAGGCGGUGGUUAAGAUUGUGGAAGGAAAUGGUGAAGUAACACUUGUGGAUUAUGUUGCAAAGAAACGAUUCCACGACUUGACUCCUUCCAUUGAAAAACAUGCUACCGAUGCACUCAUGUACGAGGCAAGUGCACUACUCUUGGAUAGUUUCAAGAAGGUUCUUUCAAGAUGUCGAGCUCUUCAUAAAGCAUACCGUAAGAAGUUGCAGUUACUAGAAGUUAUAAGACAUGCGGUAGUUGUAACUGGUGAUGUCGAUAUCCCCUCCAAAGUUUACUUUAUUGAGGCUGCAUUAAAAGGAAAAUAUGUGAAGUACUCCAGUAAUACCGACUUUAACGUGGAUGAAGAAGAAGAAGGAAUCGAUCCUAUCAUAUGCCGUUUGAUGAAUACCUUUACACACUGGAGUUACCACGAAUCUGCAGGCCAACAACUGAUUUGUGACUUACAGGGAGUAGGCCCUAUCAUCACUGAUCCUCAAAUCAUUGAUGUUGAUCAAAC
Molecule: messenger RNA, 995 nt
Organism: Puccinia graminis f. sp. tritici CRL 75-36-700-3
Lineage: Eukaryota; Fungi; Basidiomycota; Pucciniomycetes; Pucciniales; Pucciniaceae
Product: alphaK I2
Exons: 4
Biological process (GO): protein phosphorylation
Molecular function (GO): ATP binding; protein serine/threonine kinase activity
Source: RefSeq, a predicted model, not a curated record